ACUCACGAUCGCAAGGAGAGGAUGACAGCCACAGGAGCGCAACUCUGCGAUGGACACGAAGCACUUUCGGUCGCUCCGCGCAGGCCAGGAAGAACGAGUCAGGCAGGACUUCUACAUCCACGUGCUAAUAUUGUGUAGGCAUACCGACACGAUGUGUUUCUCACCUCUGUUUCUCGCCGCAUGUCCAUAUCCAGGCGCUAGGCCUCGGGAUCGCUGGAAAAGUAAAAAAUAUUUUAGCGACGUGCACGAAAAGGUCGUUGCUUGAUGUCACUCUCACACUAGAGUCACAGACUAGCCGGAGGUGCUAGGUGCUCGGGUGGCUAGCUCCGAGAGUUCAUCUUCCGUUCAUAUUCAAGUUUUGUCUUUUAGGAAUUUUUGUAGCUGUGUUUUUUUCUAGUUUAGCACUCGGCCAGUUUCUAGCUUGUUGUUUUGAAUAUGCCUCUUGUCAUACAACAUACGAAACAGUGUGAGCUAUGUGGCUCCGCGAAUACAGGAAUGCAGUCGCAAAAACGCACCACAGUUCUUUCGUGGUUUGUCCAGAGGAGAGCUUUCAGUCUUCAACAGCUAGUGAUGGCGUUGCUCAUACUCAACCUGGUGAACGCCCGGAGUGGGGUGCGAGCGGAGGGAUGGAGCGGCUUGGACCGGGAGGAGUGCAAGGCCCAGUGCGAGAUACAAAUCCGCAGCGUUACUCGGGAACUCAGUCAGUACGCGGGCCAGGUGCAUAAGGCUGAGGAUGAACGUGAUAUGUGCAGCCGUGCCUGUGAACUACCGUCUUCAAUCUGCUACAAUGUAGCAACCUGCCAACAAGACCCGGCAUGCCUGACACGAUGUUGGCUGGAGCUCAACGCUGCUGGUGUUUUUCCUAAUAGAGGAAAGCUCGAGAAGAGCGAUCGCAAUGUGGCCGAGAUGCUGUACCAGUUCGGCACCUGCACACGCACUCGCAUACACGGUGGAGCGGACGGGUUCCGCACGUCCAGCCACUUCUUCUGGAUACCGUACAGCCAGGCUCGGAGCGGCGCUGCUGCCAAUCCCAAUGCAGACAGCCUGAGCCCGCUGCAAAUCAAGCUCACAAGGCGGCUCUAUCAGCCCACAAACACCGCCAACAAGCGGUGCAUUCGAGAUAGAAGCCAUCCUGCACAGAACGUCAGCCGAGCAUCGAUGGCCCUCUCCGCUGCCACUGGCCACGGCUAUGACUGCCUGUCGUAUCACUACGUGUUGGUCACCGGUGAACGGGAACGCCAUAUCACUGGUCAUUCGCGCUUGGGAAGUCUGCCGCCUGUCGUCAGCCAUCAUACGUACGGGUUGUGUCCAGGGAAGAUGCCUUCCCAGAGCGAACCGUGCAGCAAUGCCAGCAUGUGCAGCGCCCAGUGCAGUGAGGAGAUGCGAUCAUGUUCCUCAGGCCCAUUGUUUGAAAUCUUCUUGAAGCACCGGCAACAAAGCUUGGGAGAAGAAACAUUUGAUCUGCUGCCACUGGUGACGGUGAUGAGUUCGCAGGCGGCGGUUCUCGAAGCAUGCUCUCUGCACCACACUCACAUCACGCUGGCGGCCACGCUGGAAUGGUGGCCCGGGUACGCGGACAGAGACCGUCGCCAGUGCCUCAACUCCCAUCUGCCCAGCUGCUGGUGCUACUCGUCCUGCGCCGUGCGCAUUGAGGCGCACAUCUGGCUUGGCGAUCAGGUCGUGACGUCACACACUGAUGACGUAGGAUAUCUACAUGUGGAUGAACUUUUGAACAAGCAGUAUCGCACCAAGGAACUCUUCAAGUCAAACGUGGUUCUGAAGUUCCCGAUUCCCGACAACACUACUCGUUUUGACGGCGACCUCAGCCGGAUCAAGAUGGUGUUCCGUGUGUAUUACACUGGUGAUGUGUUUGGACCUAGUAGAGCGGAGUGGAGCAAUGCAACGCUGAAUGCAUCGUGUGGAUUCAGCCACACACAUCACACACUAGAAUCAAGUUUGCUGCCUUUGAUGGAUUUACACAAUGCCAGUGCACGCGUAUUGCCAGCUGUGUCGAGUGCCACAGCAACGGCCGCACCACCAACUCCCAGCCUCGUUGAUCUGAGCAUCAUGUGGCUGCUCCGGUUUCCACAAUCGCGCGACACUGUGCAGCCUUCAAGCUGCUUACUGGGCCCGGAGUACAAGCAUGUGUGCAGUGGUGCAGGCACGGCACUCUUCAAGGUGUCAAUACUGCAGGACGGGGUUCUGUCUUCAACGACUUCUCGUAUCGUCAAUUAUCACAAUAUUCUACAGCAGGCCAAUGGCAGCGUAUUUGAGACGCGUCUGCAACUCACGCCUGCAGACUUUGACGUCGACAAUCAAACCCUGCAUUGCCUGCCUGGAACAGCCACUGUGACAAUUCUCGUCCAAGGAUCAUUCCUGAACUACACACAGUCUCGCAGUGAAGCUAUUGCAAGAGCGCCAAAAGAUUGGUGCUCGCUGAUGAGACAAUGGAAGGAACACCUGGCUCCAAGUACUCGUCCGGCUCUGACAGGGUUCACAGUCGGCGGGGUCCAGAGAAGAACAGACUCAAUGUCCGUACUGAUCACUAUACCGGUCGUGUUAUGCGUUCUGCUGCUGACAGUGGUGGGCCUAGUUAUCGUGGUCCGAAAGCUCAGCUGGUUUGGACGCGAGCCGAAGCUGCUGCAGCGCAUACUGUCGGAGCGAGAAGAGGCGAACGACGGCGUAAUGCUGGGUAGGCGGAAGUCUCUGGCUCUGCUGCUCAAGGGUAGUAGUGGCUCGCCAAGUCCGAUGUCAACACUGCCCAGUCCGAAUAGGUCUGAGAAGGUCAACUACAAUUACAUACCAAUGGACAAACUGCACGAAGCAGCAAGCAAGGGUGACUGGACAUGCUUUCCACCGCAACUAGAGUUUCCCGUCGGUCAGCUGCACAUGGAAAGACAAAUCGGCACCGGCCAGUUUGGCUGUGUGUGGCUGGCAAAGGCGUACGGCGUCCAGGAGGACCAGGAAUGGACGCAUGUAGCUGUGAAGAUGUUGAAGGAUGAUUCUCCAAAAAGGGAUGCGGAGGAUUUCCUCAAAGAAGCUGAGAACCUAAGCACAUUCUAUCAUCCGAACAUUGUCCAGCUACUUGGUGUCGUUGUCCACGGCAUGCCCAAGAUGGUGGUGCUGGAGUACGUGGACGGCGGAGACUUGCUCACACACAUGCAGACCUACCGACAGAGCUCUCACUUGCUGAGUGAGAUGGACUAUGUGGACAUGGCACUGGAUGUAGCAAAGGCACUCCACUAUCUUGGGACUAAGAAACUAGUCCAUCGUGACGUGGCAGCUCGCAAUUGUCUCGUGAAGACCUUAUCAUCCACUCUACCCGGAGUCAAGACACGGAUCACAAAGCUUGCAGAUUUUGGCCUGGCACGCAACGUACGAGGUACUCAUGAUUGCUACACGCUGAUACGCGGAGAUGCUCUGCUACCCGUCAGGUGGAUGGCACCAGAGUCGAUAGCGAAAGGCGUCUUCACCAAUGCGUCAGACGCCUGGUCGUUUGGUGUACUCAUGUGGGAGAUCUAUACGCUGGGCAACACACCGUACAGCGAGUGUGGACCCAGCCAUUGUGUGGCUGCUCACAUCAGCAGUGGUGCCGUACUCGACCAACCAGCCAGGUGCCCGAAGAGAAUGUACAUGAUGAUGAAGAGCUGCUGGAGCAAGAACCCAAAGGGCCGGCCCUCGUUCCACCACGUCUGCGCCAUGCUGCACUCGUUCCGCAAGGGGUUCGUGCGUCGGUCCACCAAGAGUACAGCCGUCACCAUGAGCACUCUCGGCAGCGUGGGUGAGUACCUGGCCUGCGACGCGGGCACUAAUCUGGAUCGACUGGCAGCGCACAGCGUGGCCUGUCCGCCAGCCGUCUUCGAACACAGCAGCAGUAGCAGCAUCGCGACGAGCAGCAGAAGCCGUGCUACGUCGUCGCCGCCAGACCUGGGCGUGAGCGCCGUCCGCCAGCCCGCGCAGAGCGGCUCCGUGUUCGAGCAUUCUCCGUGCACACAGCGCCUCGGCAUGAGCAGCAUCGGCGACUUCCUGGAGCCGGGCGGCUACGAGAAGCUGGACCGCAACGCCACGCACAGCACAACCUGUCCUUCCAUUGUGGUGGAGGACCACCACAGCGCGAGCUCCACGUCGACUCCUGGCAUGCUGAACAGCCAGCGGAAUUUGCACGACGGCAGUAGCUCAGUGUUCGAGAGCAGUCCGCUGCUGCAGCGUCGUCACGUCGUCCAUGACGAACACCCUUCUACAACCGCUAGCGAUGGCGGCAAUGAACGCCUGGGUCGCAAUCUGGCCGUCAGAGCCACGCCGACAACCCCUGCCUCUCUGAGUGAUGUGCCUGUCAGCGGUGAUGACGUGAGUGUAUUCAAAGAUGGCCGAUCCAGUGUGGAGUCGCUGUAAUGGAGAUAUAGUUUAUUAUUAUGUAUUCAUCGAUGAGCCGAUCGAGUGCAGAGUCGCUGUGAAGGCAAACAUUGUAUUCAUCGAUGAGCCGAUCGAGUGCAGAGUCGCUGUGAAGGCAAACAUUGUAUUCAUCGAUGAGCCGAUCGAGUGCAGAGUCGCUGUGAAGGCAAACAUUGUAUUCAUUGAUGAACCGAUCCAGUGCAGAGUCGCUGUAAUGGCGAAACAUGUAUUCAUCGAUGAGCUGAUCAAGUGCAGAGGCACUGCGAAGGAGAAAUGUGAGAUCAUUGGUGUGCCGAUCAAGUUGAUGAUCCUGCUGACCAAUGUGUAUCUGAAGUUUUGAGGAUCAAUCCAGUGGAGUGGAACAUUGACAGAGAACAAGUACAGUUCUGUGCUGUGUGUGUACCAUGAUGAUCAGUCCUAUGCUGUGAUGACAAGUCCUAUGCUGUGAUAACAAGUCCUAUGCUGUGAUAGCAAGUCCUAUGCUGUGAUGACCAGUCCUCUACUAUGAUCAUCAGUCCUAUGUUAUGAGUAUCAGUCCUAUGCUAUGAUGAUCGUCCUGUGCUACGAUCAUCAGUCCUGUUCCCACGAUGAUCAGUCCUGUGCCAUGAUGGCCAGUGCUACUCUAUGAUGACCAGUCCUGUGCAUGAUGAUGACCAGUGGUAUGCGAUGACGAUGACCAGUGCUAUGCGAUGACGAUGACCAGUGCUAUGUGAUACUGAUGACCAGUGGUAUGCGAUGAUGAUGACCAGUGCUAUGCGAUGAUGAUGACCAGUGGUAUGUAAUACUGAUGACCAGUGCUAUGUGAUAAUGAUGACCAGUGCUAUGUGAUAAUGAUGACCAGUGCUAUGCGAUGAUAAUGACCAGCCCUAUGCCGUGAAUCCCCGCGAUGACCGGUCCUGUCCCAUUAUGCCGACCAGCCCUAUGCCAUUAUGAUCACUGCAUUCUGUACAAGAGUUUAAAGCGGUACACUGGUUGAUUUAAGCCAUCAUCAUCACCACCACCAUCUGGAGAUAACAAAGCGCACUGUUAUCGUGAAACGAUAUACCCCUUCACAGAUGUGUGUGUGUGUGUGUGUGUGUGUGUGUGUGUGUGUGUGUGUGUGUCACCAUGGCUAAAGUUAGCCUUUCAGUCCAGCAAGACUGACCGUCAGGCACUCGACCAAGUUCGACAAAAAGUAAUUAAUGUGCAGAUGCUCGUGUCCAAAACUGGCUGUAUUUAAUUAGGUUUGUGAGCGUGAUCUGGCCUGAACCCAGGAUUUGACAGUCGGGAUUCAUUUUUCCUGAAUGGAGUAAAACCGAAAUAUGCACACGAUUGCUUCGCACAUUUCGUGUCGUAUUCCAUCAACCAAAGGCUGUAUUUCUCCGUCCCACUGUUGGUGACAUCAUUCACAUCUUGGUCUGUACCCCCAGCCAAAUGCUAUCAUUUCUUGGCCUACGUUUUCCACACAUGAAAAACAACAGAGACCAAAAGGUGAUCCUUGUUCCAUUUACUGUAACUAUAAACAAUUAUUAAUUUGAAUAAUUUCCUAAGACAACGAUCAAAAUACCUACUACACAUUCGCGUGUAUCUUUUUUUGCUUGAAUGUAUCACUCUACUUGUCUGCAUGGUAAUAAUUUGAUCCUUGAGCAAAAACGAUCACAAUUGCUUCCCCCGUCCCUGUUUCUGCAGCUUGAGAAUCUCAGAGAACCGGUGACCAUUCACAGCACUCCCUUUGAUGUACUUUGAGUAUGUGACUUGAUUCGUGUUUCACAGCAGCUAUUUUCUUCUUACUGCGCUGCAGCGUAUUGCUAUUAUUGUGGUGUGCCGUGAGUUGCUACCUUCAAGUGUGUUUGCUAUCUGCGAUGUUCAUCCACAGUUGGACAGUGUAGGACUUUAAAUUUGUCAUAUUUUUUUGCAUUUUUUUGCUUACAGCCAUGGCUGACUAUCGCCCCCCCCCCCCCCCCCCCUCCGUAUUUGCCUCUAUUCUCUGGCUACGGGAAGGUGAAAUAAAUAAAUAAAUAAAUGCAGCAAUUCCCUCUCGGGUUGUUACUCAUGGCAACGCAGCGCUUAUGGAGUGAUUGUGUGAGGGCUUGAUGUUUCUCUGGACCUGGUAUACCCCCCUCCUGCAUGCAUGUUCCCAUGCCUCGGUCACAUUUCACACUGCCAUAAUAUUGUGCUUCGACGUUGCCGUGAGUUACUUGAACUUGCUUUCUCAUUUCAUCUGGGUCUGAGGUUUUGCUGCCAUGCCAUUGGCCCACCACGGGCGCAAUU
This is a messenger RNA of Sycon ciliatum, 6642 nucleotides long. RefSeq lists its product as uncharacterized. The record is from RefSeq and is a predicted model, not a curated record. Gene Ontology annotation, cellular component: signaling receptor complex; plasma membrane. NCBI's taxonomy places the organism in Eukaryota, Metazoa, Porifera, Calcarea, Leucosolenida, Sycettidae. The coding region runs from base 436 to 4392 and encodes 1318 amino acids. Gene Ontology annotation, biological process: cell surface receptor protein tyrosine kinase signaling pathway; multicellular organism development; positive regulation of kinase activity. Gene Ontology annotation, molecular function: ATP binding; transmembrane receptor protein tyrosine kinase activity. The transcript has 27 exons.